Molecule: messenger RNA, 5236 nt
Organism: Pteropus alecto (black flying fox)
Lineage: Eukaryota; Metazoa; Chordata; Mammalia; Chiroptera; Pteropodidae
Gene: FAM91A1
Product: family with sequence similarity 91 member A1
Exons: 23
Coding region: 185-2476 (763 amino acids)
Biological process (GO): intracellular protein transport
Cellular component (GO): cytoplasmic vesicle; trans-Golgi network
Source: RefSeq, a predicted model, not a curated record
UUUUAAAUCUAUUUAAAAUUUCUUUUUUUAGAGUCUGGGAAAUUCACAGAGAGAAUAUGAAAAGCAGGUUGUCCUGUACAGUAUCCGUAAUCAGUUACGAUAUAAAAAUAACUUAGUUAAACAUGUCAAGAAAGAAGAACGUAAAUACUAUGAGGAACUACUAAAAUAUAGCCGAGAUCAUCUCAUGCUGUACCCUUACCAUCUAUCGGAUAUUAUGGUAAAGGGCCUGAGGAUAACACCAUUUUCAUAUUAUACUGGGAUUAUGGAGGACAUUAUGAACAGUGAGAAAAGUUAUGAUUCUUUGCCCAAUUUUACUGCUGCUGACUGUCUAAGGCUUCUCGGCAUAGGAAGGAACCAGUACAUUGAUCUGAUGAAUCAGUGUAGAUCAUCAAAAAAAUUUUUCAGAAGGAAAACGGCCCGUGAUCUUCUACCAGUGAAGCCAGUGGAAAUUGCCAUAGAGGCGUGGUGGGUGGUGCAGGCUGCGUAUAUCACAGAAGAUGACAUAAAGAUAUGCACUUUGCCUGAGAAAUGCGCUGUUGAUAAGAUCAUCGAUGCAGGCCCUCAACUCUCUGGAUCACUAGAUUACAAUGUAGUACAUAGUUUAUAUAACAAAGGAUUUAUAUAUCUGGAUGUACCAAUAUCUGAUGACAGUUGUAUAGCAGUUCCUCCUCUGGAAGGUUUUGUAAUGAAUCGAGUGCAAGGUGAUUAUUUUGAAACUCUGCUCUAUAAGAUAUUUGUUUCAAUAGAUGAGCAUACUAAUGUUGCAGAGCUUGCAAAUGUCCUUGAGAUAGACUUAUCUCUGGUGAAGAAUGCUGUUUCAAUGUAUUGCCGAUUGGGCUUUGCCCAUAAGAAGGGACAAGUAAUAAAUUUGGAUCAACUGCAUUCGUCGUGGAGAAAUGUUCCAUCCAUAAACAGAUUAAAGAGUACUUUAGAUCCACAAAAGAUGCUCCUGUCAUGGGAUGGCGGGGAAAGCAGGAGUCCUGUACAAGAAGCUUCGUCGGCUACUGACACUGAUACAAACAGUCAGGAAGAUCCAGCUGACACAGCCAGUGUAAACAGUUUGAGUUUGUCUACAGGAUAUACAAAGCGUAUUGCAUUCCUAUUUGACUCAACUCUCACUGCCUUUUUAAUGAUGGGAAAUCUUUCACCAAACUUGAAAAGCCAUGCGGUCACAAUGUUUGAAGUUGGCAAACUCUCAGAUGAGUCUUUGGACAGCUUUCUUAUAGAACUAGAAAAGGUUCAGAGCACUGGUGAAGGAGAAGCACAGAGAUAUUUUGACCAUGCACUUACUCUGAGAAACACAAUACUGUUUCUUCGUCAUAAUAAAGAUCUAGUUGCACAAACUGCACAACCAGACCAACCCAAUUAUGGUUUUCCUCUGGAUCUCCUGCGCUGCGAAAGCCUCCUCGGUUUGGAUCCUGCGACUUGCAGCAGAGUUCUAAACAAAAAUUACUCGCUGCUCGUCUCCAUGGCUCCCCUCACCAAUGAGAUUCGGCCUGUCAGCAGCUGCACUCCUCAGCAUAUUGGACCAGCUAUCCCAGAAGUCAGUUCUGUGUGGUUUAAACUGUACAUCUACCAUAUCACUGGACAGGGACCACCAUCUCUUUUACUGUCCAAAGGUACAAGACUGCGUAAACUGCCAGAGAUAUUCCAGGGUUAUGAUCGAUUACUAAUAACGUCUUGGGGUCAUGAUCCUGGGGUGGUUCCUACGUCAAAUGUGCUCACAAUGUUGAAUGAUGCUUUAACACAUUCUGCGGUUUUGAUUCAGGGACAUGGUUUGCAUGGGAUAGGAGAAACUGUCCACAUACCGUUUCCAUUUGAUGAGACAGAGCUACAAGGAGAGUUUACUCGUGUCAAUAUGGGUGUUCAUAAAGCAUUGCAGAUAUUGAGGAACAAAGUGGACUUGCAGCAUUUUUGUGGAUAUAUCACCAUGUUGAAUGCUUCGAGCCAACUUGCAAACAGAAAACUCAGUGAUGCUUCUGAUGAGAGAGGGGAACCUGAUUUGGCUUCCGGCUCAGAUGUAAAUGGGAGCACAGAGUCAUUUGAAAUGGUCAUUGAGGAAGCAGCUAUAGAUUCAGCAACUAAGCAAAACUCUGUUGCCACAGCAGAAGCAGAUUGGGUUCCUCUCGAGCUAUGCUUCGGAAUUCCACUGUUUAGUUCUGAGUUAAACCGGAAAGUUUGUAGAAAAAUUGCUACACAUGGCCUUUGCAGGAAAGAGAGCCUUCAAAACCUCUUACAUUCCAGUAGAAAACUCUCUCUACAAGUCCUUAACUUUGUUCACUCAUUCCAGGAAGGUGCUUCAACACUGGACAUUCAUACAGAGGCCAGUUUUUCAAGUUUGCUUUCACAGUCAUCUUAUGCCGAUUUGGGAGUUCCACUUCCUGCAAAGAACUUAAUAUUUAAAGAUGGCAUCUUAUCAGAAUGGAGUGGACGGUCACCUUCCUCACUUGUUAUUGCUAAUCUCCAUUCGCAAUAAUUUGGUUACGCCAUUUGUUGCUCACACUCUGCCUUUUUUCUUUCUUAACGUUAGCUUUAUAGUGGCGGCCACUAAAAAGCAUCCUGCUGCUGCAGUGCAAUUCAUGCUUAACUCAUGUUAAAAGUUGGGGGAAUAUGUUCAUGUUUUGGAAGUUUUCCUCAUCAUUGCCCCUCCUAAAGCAACAAAGAGCUUUUUAGCAGUCUGCACUGUAUUUUUUACCUUGAGACAAUCUGUAUUUCUUUUAUAAAACUGAGGAUAUACUUUAUAGGCUUUAUGAUGACUAUUCUGUUUAUAAGCAGUCACUAUGAAUAUUGCAGUGGUAAUUUUAUAUGUUCGUUUAUGAAACAUAAAUCUCAUUUAAUUUUAUAUUUUGUUACCUACUCUUUAGAGGAUCAUGGGAAGAGGUGGCACUCUUCCUCUGAAAGGCUUCUUGGUACUUAAAGUAGCAAAAUUGUAAAACAAUAAGCAUCCACUGCUGAGAGGCGAUUGGAGGGGGCAUUAAAAAUUCCCGUGGAUGUCUGUAAAUUUUGUUUAUCAUUUGGACAUGGUCGAAGGUAUGUAAAUCAGCAUAGUUAUGUAUAACUUAACCUUGAUUUGUAAGGUCUUAACUCAGACUCUGACUAUACAUUGACAUCUCAUGAGAAGCUUUGGAAAAUAUCCUGUUUUUAAACAACAUUUAUAUGUGGACUUCCAUUGUCAGUCACUUUGGGCUUUAUAUUUUCAUAGAGUCUUUAUGGAAAAAUAGAAUUUAUUUUCCACUCUUGUAACUGUGGCUGCUGCAUGUUUUCAUUGUGAUUUAUUUUUGUUCAGUAGUUUUACCAAUGAAUUGUUAUGAAAUUGAAUUUGAUGUUUUCAAACCAAGGAUUGUGAUUUUAGGUUAGAAUUAUAUAAUAGAAGUAUUAAGGCUGUAUCUUCCAAUCAGAAUAAUUCAAUGAAAAAUCUACUUUGAAGACACAUUCUUAGGCAAUUUGGGUCUUAAAUUUAUAUGGAUAGUUUUGGAGGAAAUGAUAAAGAAGUAUUGAAUAAUUUCGAAAUGUUUCUUGAGCCAUUGAUUCUUUUAGUGUCUCACGUGUUAAUUAGAAUAAUUGGAAUCACUUUUUAGAUUUUUCACGUUACCUUGGGAAGUUUGUGCAGUGUUAUAGUUUAGUUUAUCUCUUCUCAUAGGAUAAUGGUUUGCUAGUUUAAAACUGUAACCACACUAACUCGUCGAACAACAUAUAUCUAAAACACUUAAACAUUAGAAAAUUCGGGAAUGUUCUAACUUAAACAUUUUUGCUGACAAUUUUUGUUAUUUAAAGAACAGAUAUUUGUAAAUUUAACAGACUUCUGGAAAUAUAUGCCUUUUUAAAAAAACUGUUAACAUGACCAUGCAUUCAACACCAUGACCUACCUAUAGAGUUGAAUAUUUUGGAGCAGUAUACCUGUGGCACAGUCCGUGCUGUGUUUGAGGUAAAUGCAGUAACGUUUAAUUUUCCACUUUCUCUUUGAAGAGGUAGAAACCAAUUGUAUGCUAUAAAUGUUUGUCUAUAAAAGGAAAAAUACUAAUAUUAAAAUAAUUUCUUAUGACUGUGAACCACUCAUUUAUUUUUCCAAUAAUUGAUAUUGUACAUUCCUAGUGCUAUUAGGUAUGUAUGCAACUUUUACAGUUUUCAACCGAAAGUUGUAUUUCAUUUGAUCAGGGCUCCUUAAUCUCAUUUUCAUUUGCUUUGUUUGAAUUAACUGUAGUUAUUUUAUUUAUUCCUCUGUUAGUAAUCUAAGCCUACUGUAGUGACAUGUACACUAAUAAAGAAUCAAAUAUUUGUAGUUGUUGGCAGUGAACCAAGUCGUUGCUGAAUUUAAAACUUAAAAUAUGGGAGUGAUUUGCUGCUACGUUUUUUUUUUCUUUGAGAGAGAAUGAAGGAAGAAAUAGAACCUAAUAAUGAUCAUGCGUUUUAGGGAAAGUAUUGAAAAAGCAUGUGGCCAACUCUGGUUUCUCCUGUGAAUGAGGAAAGAUUCUGAUUCCUAGCUGAAGACCUCUGAUACUUUUAGGGAGGGAUAAUCUGCAUUUUUAGAGCUGUUAGCAAAAUGUGAAGGCUGCUUUUUGCUUUGCUUUAUGAAUUUGGUUUUGUUUCAUUCAUACAUUAACUCAUGUAAAGAUGCAUCUUUUAAAUUUUAUAAGUGUUGACCUAGUUCAACAAAAGGUAAAUUUAAAAUAUAAACUUUAUUAUUUGCCAAAGAACAUUUAUGAAAGAAUUUUUAUCCAGUUUUUUUUUUUUUUUUGCAGAUUUUUAAAGUGAUUUCAUUGGCUUAUUGGAACCCCCUUACUUCCCUCCCCCCUUAAUGUAGCUUAAAUCCUGGCAAACAUUCCUUAGAAACCAAGAGAAAAAUAUCAAAAAGGACAUAGAAUUUAGUAUGAUACAGUUUCACCUCUCAAGUAGGUCUAAAGAAAUGCAAAUUUGUCAUUAAAAAGUAUUUGAUCAUCUGAGUUCCUUGAUUUCUUUCUUUUUAAAUAUGUAAUCAGAAAUUUUGUAUUUUUUUGGAAUAUCAUUUUCUUUUAUUCAGUGUUUUCGGUUGUCUCUGCUAUUCAUCUUUCUCUUUUAUGUUCAGUGUUUCAAAUACAGUUUGUGUUUAAAAGAUUUUAAAAGUACCAAAACUGUAUAUACAGUGAGUUGUUUUCUGGUAUGAUGUUAAUAUUAUACAAUGAAAUGUAUAAAGUGUUGUCAAUUUGAUUAUUGACAGAUAUAAUAUGUUUACAAAUAAACUGUGGUGUUGCUCAAGUUA